Aureobasidium subglaciale EXF-2481 is the source of this 1169-nucleotide messenger RNA. RefSeq lists its product as uncharacterized. Lineage: Eukaryota; Fungi; Ascomycota; Dothideomycetes; Dothideales; Saccotheciaceae. The record is from RefSeq and is a predicted model, not a curated record. The transcript is spliced from 4 exons. Bases 300 to 1088 code for a protein of 262 amino acids.
UCGUGUUGUACGCGUGGCCGGAGCUUAAAUACUCGUCGUCGGUCUUCGGGUCCCCACGAUCCUUGAUGGUUUGGUUGAUAUCGGACUGGGCGUGGUCAUACACGGCUGAUCACACUCAGAUGGCAGGUAAGGCCUUAAGUACAGCCAAUUGUCCGUUUCCGUGAGAUUGGAAGCCUUUGUCGUCUGUUCCGCUCCAAUCAAGUCGCCUUUCCUCGCGCUCGACUUCACCUAGAACUCAUAAGCAGAUAUCGCUCUCGAUCAUACAAUUUUGGAAGCUACAUGCUCGCUUUGCUCCUACAAUGAGGUACCUGCCGGCACUCGCAGUCAUCGCGCUGAGCUUAGGCUCUACUCAUGCUUGGGAAUGGCGUGGGGGUGAUGAUAAUGGUGGCUCUGACUCUUCCGGGUCUUCUGGAUCUUCUGGAUUUGGUUCUGGUUCAUCUGGAUCAGGAUUUGGUCCAGGGUCUGCUGGUUUUUCAAUUCCUUUUGGUGGUGACUUCGAAAAUGCUGAACGCAUCAUGAUCGCUCAUGGUGUUCUUGCGUCACUCGCAUUUGUGAUCUUCUUCCCUUUUGGAGCAAUCAGCAUUCGACUUUUCAGCUUCUCUGGAUUCCUCUGGUUCCAUGCCAUUGUCCAAGCGCUCGCAUACCUUGUCUACAUUGCCGCAUUCGGACUGGGAAUCUACAUGGCUGCGCAGAUCCGUCGGCUUGAUGAAGCGCAUCCGAUCAUCGGUAUUGUGCUCUUUGUUCUUAUCUUCUUCCAACCAUUCCUUGGUUAUAUUCACCACCGACUCUUCAAGAAGUACAAGCGUCGUACCUUCUGGUCCUACGCUCACAUUUGGCUUGGACGAAUCAUCAUCACUCUAGGCAUCGUCAAUGGUGGUCUUGGCCUUGAGCUUGCGAACAAUACUCGCAAGGGUGAAAUUGCCUACGGUGUUGUUGCGGGUGUCGUCUGGGUUGUCUAUGUCAUCAGUAUCUUCGUCGGAGAAUCUAAGCGGAGAAGAGACAGAAAGGUAGCCAUUCGUGCGGAGGCAGAGCCAAAGAGAAGCGAUAGCGACUCAAACGACUUCAAUGUGCCAGGACGUUAUGCUUAGUUAGAUUCGUCGAGCAAAUCCCAACAUAGGAUGAGAACUAUGUAAGAUAAGUUUGGCUACCAAACACGAUCUUCCGGCGUG